This is a messenger RNA of Seminavis robusta, 4249 nucleotides long. Lineage: Eukaryota; Bacillariophyta; Bacillariophyceae; Naviculales; Naviculaceae. The record is from the annotation of a GenBank genome assembly.
AUGUAGUAAGCUCGAAAUGAAUGAUGAAUGAUGAAUGAUUCGAUUCAAUCCUCGACACUCUACUCUCUUGAUUUUGAUGCCUUUCAAGCAAGUGAGAAAGGUGUCAACUUUAGCCAACAGGGCUAGCUGCACAGGUUCGCUUUCGUUGGUUUUCUCACACGUUACGGAUACCUCCGCAGUUGAUGCAAAAUUGUGGGUCCCACAGCUUCUAUCUUUCCAGUGAUUGGCUUCACUAGCUAGAUUGAUAGCAAGUGAUUGCCUUCUGAUACCCCGAUACUCCGAUGUUUGUGUCCUCGCCAUCAGACUGAAUUCCAUAUAAUAUCCAAAUCAAUAGCCUCAAAGCAAGGCAAAAGUAUUUUUGCCAUCGAGCAAAUCCAUCUUUGCCACCGAGCAAAUCCAUCAACAUCAUAAAGACUCCAAGUUGUGCAUCUGACAACUUGAAGGUAGUAUCAACAGAUCAAUCGGCUUUGCUUGACACUGUCCUGCAUGGUUUGAUUGUCAAGAAAGCUGCAGUGUAGCAAGCAUCGAGCUUUUGAGGAUACCCUACCAUAAUUCAAUUUCAAGAAAUCUACCAACAGAUAUAAAGAAUACACAAAAAUUUAACCAUGCUACGCUCUGGAGUUACCAAGCUGGCUCGACAGCAGGCUCGAGUUCUAGCAGCAGCUCGAUCUCCCAUGCCUUUGUGGAACAUUCAGACCACGGCAGCCUUUUCUUCGGCUCCGCCCCCUCCUCGCAGCAGUUGGGAUAGCUUGGCGGAUAGAGGACUCAGGCAAGAUCAUGGAAUGGCGCAACCAUGGCAAGCCGAAGGUGCUUUGGAUAUUCAACGUGUCACCCAACAGGCAAUGAUUCAUGAAUUGAUCCAAGAGCAAACCAACACCAUCCAAUCAGUGGUACCCUGGUUCUUGCAAAACAUGCCACCACCAUACUUUAGGCAAGUGCCUGAAAAGUUUCGUGUGGACCAUAUCAAGGCCAUUGCUGCCAUUAAAGAUGCUGGAAUGGACCACUACUUGAACCUCAAGAGCACCACAAGUGAUGGUACAGAGGUUAUCACAAUGAUUCGGGCAGGAACCCAACCGGGAAAUUUGCUUUCCAUGGUCAAAGAACUCCCUCAUACAAUCUAUUCCGAGGACUACAAAGCACUGACUCGUGCCCAAGUGUUUUGUACGGCGGAUGAUUCCAUGUCCAUCAACGUCUUUGUUUUUGGUGGAGGUCAAAAGCAGGAUGGAGAGGAUGCAUUUGAUGGCUCGGAAGACUUGGAACGGUUGGGAUCUAGGAUCCUUGCCUAUGCGCAGACUAUUCAGGCGGCAAGUCAGGAACAGCUCAUGCCUGGCGUCAAAUCUCUCUCGUCGCUUGUAUCGCCAGGAGACUGGAGCACCAAUCAUCCACGUCCUUCACCCUUGUUUGAACGGGAAAGUUUGCUGGAUUACUUUAAACGAUGCAACAAGUCCUACAUUGCCAAGACUGAUCCCAGAAGGUUCUUGCGGCAGAGAGAACUAUUUGAACUCGUUACAGGCACCGAAGGAACAGCUGUGGUUGUUGAGGAUGCAUCUGGAGAUGAUAGAGAAGAUACCUACUGGGUGAACGUUGCAUUGGCGAACACGCUGCCCCAACAAGCACUGGAAAACGCGUCUCGGCUUCUGUUCCUUCACAAUCUGGAUGUUCAGAAUGCCCAUUUGGACCUCAUCUCCGAUGGUGACAACGGCACCGUCACAAUGUUGCGAAUGCAUGUGGCUCCAGUGGAAGGAACCACAGCAACUGAUGAAACUUUCCAGAUCUUGGCCAGGGAGCUGAAGCGGUGCAAGUGGCUGGAUGUUAAAACCAUGGAUCUGAUCUUUGAUCGUUAUCCUUGGCUCGGAGUGAAGCGUGGCGAAAUUGUGACUGGAAUCUGCUCUUUGAUGCAUCCCAUCAUGUCAAAGGAGAAUGCCCUGGUCUAUUCCAAGGCCAACAUCUUGGAAACAGUGACAAAGGAACGAUACAUUGACCAUGCUGCCCAAAUUGCUGAUCUCUUCUUGGACAGAUUCAACCCCACUGCGGGGAAGAUGCCCGCUGAGGACUUUGAAGCUAGAUGCGAACAGCUGCGCCAGGCCAUUGAUAAUGACGUGGAGGACGCUACUGCUUCAGCGUUGCUUUUGAAGAUGAUUGAAGUGGUGGCCCAUACCCUCAAGACCAACAUCUACAUGGAGGAUCGAUACGCGCUUGGGCUGAGGUUGGACCCAAGGAUUAUGGGCGAGGACCGUGAACUUCCUUACGGCAUUGUUUUUCUCCACGGAAGGCGAUUCAAUGGCUUCCAUACUCGCUUCCGUGACAUUUCUCGAGGUGGCAUGCGUCUUGUCACUCCUCCUACACCUGAACAAUUUGCUCUCGAGUCGGCCCACCAGUAUGAUGAGUGUUAUGGGCUAGCAUUCGCCCAGCAGCUAAAGAACAAGGACAUCCCCGAGGGUGGAAGCAAAGCUGUCAAUUUGAUCAAUGUUGUUGGUUUGUCAGAGGCUGGCAAGGACUUCGUCAUGAGAAAGAGUGUAAAGGCAUUCACCGAUACUAUCCUUGAUCUGAUUGUUGACACUGAAGAAACACGCGAACGAAUCGUGGACUAUUACGGAAAGAAGGAAAUAUUGUACUUGGGUCCUGAUGAACAAGUCAUCCCCGACGACAUCAACUGGAUCAUUGAACGAGCCGCUUACCGCAGCUACGAUGUUCCGGCUGCAUUCAUGUCCAGCAAGCCUCGCUCUGGAAUCAACCACAAGGAGUUUGGCGUCACCUCCGAGGGUGUGAAUGUUUACUUGGAUGUCGCCUUGCGGCAUGCCUUGGGCAUUGACCCUACGAAGGCCGAGUUCACAGUCAAGAUGACUGGUGGACCUGAUGGAGACGUUGCAGGCAAUGAACUCAAGAUCCUAUUUCGUGAGUACGGCGAAAACGUGAAAGUAGUUGGGGUGGCUGAUCAUUCGGGAUGUGCCGAGGAUCCGGAUGGCCUCGACCAUGACGAACUGCUUCGCCUCAUGAAGGCGAGCUUGUGCAUUUCUCAUUUCAAUGCUUCUAAGUUGGGCCCGCAGGGCGUCUUGCAUGACGUUUCGACGGAAGAGGGAAUAAAGAUGCGCAACAGCAUGCACAACCGAUUGGAGGCCGACGCGUUCGUUCCUUGCGGGGGACGCCCCAACACAAUCGACAUUAACAACUACAAACACUUUCUGAAGCCUGAUGGGACAGCUUCUUCACCCCUCAUUGUUGAGGGCGCGAACCUCUUCGUUACCGCAGAGGCUAGGCAGGCUCUCUUUGACGAUGCCGGUGUUUUGAUUGUCAAGGAUUCUUCCGCAAACAAGGGAGGCGUGAUUACGAGCUCCUAUGAGAUUUGUUCUGCAAUGUUGCUGAGCGAAGAGAAGUUUGUGGAAAACAAAGAUGCCAUUGUCGAAGAAGUCCUCACGAAGCUCCGCGGAUUGGCGAAGCUGGAAGCAGAGCUGCUUUUCCGUGAAUACGAGAUGUACUCGGGCAGUUUGCCACGCAUCAGCCAGGUUAUCAGCAAUUCUAUUAAUGUGACAACCGAUGCACUGACUGCAGCUUUGGAUGAGCUGUCCGAGGGAGAUAGAGAGUCGCUGUUGCCUUUGUUCCGCGCACACCUUCCGAAGACACUGGCUGACUUGUCCUUUGACAAAGUCAACGAGAGGGUUCCUGAGCAGUACAUCAAGAACGCGAUUGCUCGUGCUUGGCUUCAAAACUAGUGUACAAGGAAGGAACGAAGUUCAUUGAAUCGCAAACCCCAGACAGACUGGCUGCGAUCGCCUUGAAGUACGUGGAGAAAGAAAAGGAGGUUGCCUCCUUGACGGAGAGUCUUGCCAACGUUGACAUGCCAGCCGAAGAGAAGGAGAAGAUCAUUGCACUGCUGGAUGCGGGUGGAGCUCGCACAGCUCUUGGCUUGUCUUGAUUGAUUGGCUGAAUGUUGAUAGUAGGAACACAACCGGAGAUGGAAACGAAUUACACUACAUAUGAAUACAAACUAAGCCGUUAUUAGAUGAUUACCAUAGAUCAGACCACAAAAUGCGUACGGUACAGUAUUGUGGUGUGUCAUUCACAUUCCCUGAAGUGUCAAAAAUCGGAUCUCAAGGUCUGGUAGCCAACUCGUUUGGCGCGGGUACCUAUCCACAUAUCUGUAGUUCGCAGCCGCUCACUCGUUGACUUCAGUAUUCCACCCGUGGUCCCCGCCGCGACGAUCCCCGAAGUGCCCGGCUGUGGACAUGGUCCCCCUUAGGAAACUUGCUCU